Molecule: messenger RNA, 213 nt
Organism: Diabrotica balteata
Lineage: Eukaryota; Metazoa; Arthropoda; Insecta; Coleoptera; Chrysomelidae
Source: the annotation of a GenBank genome assembly
AUGUUUAAUCAAACGGAAGUAAAACAAGAAGUUGGUGAGACGACGUGUAAAAGAGAAAUAGAUAAUGAGGUGGGUGAUAUUCUACUGGAUACCUUUAAAAUGGAAAUUAAAGAGGAACCUAUCAGUGAAAGUACAAAUAAUGAUACAUUUGAUUAUUUAGACGUAAAGAAAUGUCCAAUAAAAUCUAAAAUAGAACAAGAUGAUGGUAAGUAA